AUGAGCCUCGACGCUGCCCACGGCCGGCACAGCAUCUCACCUCCAAGCUCGGGUCGGUCUUCGCCAGUGCCACGCGCAACGCGUCGAACGGUCGAGGACGGAUUGUUCAAGACAGACAAGAGCCUUAAGGGAUAUGCUGCCAUCAUCGACAGAGUCCUAGCCACGUGGGAAAUAGCUCCAGAAGAAUGGGCCGACUACAUUUCCUUCCUGGGCAGACUGCUCAAAGCUAUACAGACACACCCGAAGGACGUCCCUUUGCUCCCACAUUGCAGCACUAUCAGCACAAGGCUGGCGCAAUGUCUCAACCCAGCUCUCCCAUCCGGCGUGCAUCAGAAGGCACUGGAAGUGUACACUUACAUCUUCUCCACCUUCGGCAGUGAGCAUAUUGCGGCACACCUACAUGAGUACCUACCCGGACUGUCCUCGGUUCUUUCGUUUGCUUCGCUGUCGGUCCGGCCGGCGCUCUACAGCCUCUUUGAGGAUCACAUCGUUCGUCUGUCAUCGGACGACCUUCGGCCCGCGUUGAAGUCUCUGGUGCUCAGUCUGCUGCCUGCUCUCGAGGAAGAGACUAGCGAGGACUUUGACCGCGCCUUCGCUAUACUGCGUGAGCUCGAGGACGAAUUCAUGCCGGACAGUGACUCUGACGCCCUUACGCAAGAGAGUGAUGGCUACUUCUGGCAAUGUCUCUUCUUAGCAGUGGUGACCAGUCCGACUCGGCGACAAGGAGCACUGAAUUAUCUGGUGCGUCAGUUGCCCAAGAUGGCAGGUACACCAUCGACGGCAGAUGGUGAGGUCAAUCGGAAAUUGAGUCCACAAGCCGAGUGUGUCAUCUCUCCCGAACCAGGGCUGCUCAUACGCUGCUUUGUGUGCGGGCUAUCAGACUCGCAAGUCCUGAUUCAGCGAGGCUUCCUCGACUUACUGGUCACUCAUCUGCCCUUGAGCUCGCCUGUUCUUCAACAAAAGAUCAACGAUGAUGAUCUCGAUCGCAUUGUCUCAGCAGCGACAGUCGUAUUGUUGCGCAAAGAUAUGAGUCUUAAUAGACGUCUUUGGAGCUGGUUCUUAGGUCCAGAUCCGAAGGAAUCGAAUCAAGCUUCCUCGUCAACACUCGAGCGACAAAAGUCUGGCGAAGAGGAGCCCAGUGGUCAGCUGCGUUACUUCUCGGACUUUGGCAAGGCGAGCCUAAGACGAUCUAUACUCAAGAUGCUCGAAAGUUCGAAUCAAGACCCUGUCGUCAAAGCUCGUCCGUUCCGCAUCUGUCUGUCCCUGAUGGAUCGAUGGGAAAUCGGUGGCCUGCUGGUACCGGACAUCUUUCUGCCAGCCAUGCGCAGUCUGCAUGCCUACAGUCUGACAGCCCCGAAGAAAGAUGUGGCAGAAGCCGUUCGCAGUGCAAGUCUGUUUUUCGAUGGCGUUGAAGCAAGCCUCAUCUGGCAGUGUCUACUUGGUGUCCUGCGCGAUGCUUUCAAGUGGUCCGGCUCUACUGAAGCACUCAUUCGAUUGUUCGACUGGGUCAUCUCAACCUUCAAUGUCCAAGAUGAAGAAAUGCUCACGAUUCACAUCCCGUUUGCAAGUCUAUAUCUGCUGUCACAGCUGGACAUCACGUCAGUACCAGCACAGGUAGCGACCUUGGCGGUUCGUGCUACGGCUCGACUGCUCGCCAUGGCCCCAACCAGAGUGUUUGCAAGCUCGAAAGAGCAAAGCAGCAUGACAUUCCAAUCGCCAGGUGAGGUGCCAGCUGCUAGGAAGGUAUCUGAAGCCGUUCUUGGCUUCUAUCGGUCUCAUGGCCAGGCACAUGAAUCACUACCGAUCUGCGGGCCUUCAUUGUGGCAUGCACAUAGUGCACCCUUGGCUUCUUUGCUCCAAAAGGCUCUAAACAAGCGGGAAGCCAGCGUCUUUUCCAGACUGGCCUUGUUGCAAACUGAGCUUAUGACCAAACGUCCAGCCGGGAUCUCCAAGACAUGGUUCAAGCAUAUUCAAGAAAUUUUACUGGAAGACUUGCGCACCGCUGCACGUGCGAGCAACAAGUUGCCUUUCCCGGUCCUCGUGUCGACCAUUAGCCUCAUGGAUGCUUAUGGUGACGAGCACUCUAAUGUGGACGCCACCGCACAUGAGUUAGGGCCUUUGCUGGCCUAUCAUGUUUGGUGCUAUAUCUCCCCAGAAUCGCCCAAGUACCACGUUGAAGCAACAAAGGCAAUGUGGCAGCUCGACGACUUCUUCUCAGAUCCUGCGAUAGUGACAGCUUCGGUCACUGCGCUUGUUAGAGGUGACACAACGGCUUGGACUGACCAAGUCGUUCCUCGUGUCGAGACUAUCAGACGAUUCGCCAUAUUCUGGACACAUUCGAUACCUGUCGAUGGCAUGAAAGUCGCAGCUGGCCGACGUAGUAGUGCGAAUUCUAUCCUGGCAGACACGAAGCAAUUGCUGCGCGCUCAAGAAGUGCUCAAGGUGCCACUACUGCUGACCUUGGAUGCUUUGGAGUGCUCUACAGAUCCUUCGUUUGACACUGUCAAGAGCUGGCUGCAGAAUUCGCCCAGCCUCGAGCAAAUCUUCCUGAUCCUUUUUGAAGACUUGAAUUUGCACUACUCCAACGUUCAGCGCCGCUGUGCGAGCCAUAUCCGCGACAACCAGAGACUACAAGGUGACGACAUGCGACUGCUCAUUACGACCCUCCGACGCUUCAUCGGAGCCCUGAAUCACGGCGGCCAACACGCCUCCGAACUUUUGCAGGAUACAGCUGUACGACCGAAUGUGGAUGCCCCUCAAACGGAUGGUAUGUCGCUGCUAGCGGACACAUGCGUGCGGUUGCUGUUCAGCGAGCACCACACCCGUGAAGACCUGAACCGUGUAGCAAUUUCAGCAUUGGAUGUCCUACUUACAAGCCCUUCGGCGCCUAAAGUGCGGCUUCUCGAUCUCGAUAAUAUGCUACUGGAUAAGCUCCCCGUAUGCAUCGAAAGCGGGUCUAGUGGUCUGCAAAGUGGACUGCUAGGAAUUAUACAGCGGUCGAUCAAGCUUCGGCUGAUGCAGGCUACUACGACAGCUGACGCAGGGCCGAGAGGCUCAGCGAGCUCCAAAAGGCCGUCCAUGACACCAUACUCGCGGCCAGCUGCCAGUGCAUCAAGCUUGAGUAUUGCACCAACCCCACCCACGCAGCUUUUCAGAUGCCUCCGCAUCGGCUUCUCCUCACCGCGGACGCGUUAUCACCUAGAUCAAUGGCUUGCUUUCUUGGCAGACAUACUGCCUACUUUCGCUGACGCCUUGUUCGCGAACUUACUGCCACUAGUGGAGUGCUUCUGUGAGGAGCUGGACAAACUUCAGCGGGUGAUGCAAAGGAACUCCCUGGAGGUAGAGGCUGAGCAGACACCGAUGCCAGAUAUUGUCGCGACGAGGUUACUCGAAGGUCUGGAGAUGGUACUUAACCGAGCAUACCAAUGCCUCCUCGCAGAGACAGAAAGCGAGGCCACGCCUAAGGAGAUUGAAAGCAAGCCUGGCUUCUUGAGUAACGUCACAUCGGGAGUCUUCAAGGCGGAAGGACCUCCGAGUCGGACCACGAAGUCGAACAGUCGCUUGACGGUGACUUUGGCAUUUCACGAUGCGCUACGUAGCGCGCUCUCGCUCUGGCUGUGGGCAAGUGCACCAAUUGAUGCUGACACUCACGAUAGUCAUAGCUCCGCUACCGCAUCCCACACUGCGUUGAAGCUCCGCAACAAGACUCGUCACGUUUUGGAACAGAUAUUUUCGGUCGAACCCUUGGAGAGCUUGGAGGUCGUGAUAGCACAAUGGCGUGAUGCAGAGACUGAUCGAGAGGCGGCUUCUACUAUGAGUCUUCUGCAUAUCAUGCAAGUUGCCAGGCCCAAGAACGUGGUGCCUGCAAUUCUGGAUGCUCUAUGCAGUCGAACCAACGCUGGUGCGAUGCCACAGACCAGGCUUUCGAGCCUGACGAUCGACUUGGCGCCUUCAGAUCUUGCAACUUUCUUCUGGGCAUACCUUGACUCGAUGGAAGACGAUGCGAUGGACGAGAUAUGGUCAGAUUGCGUAGCAUUCAUGAAGGACGUCUUGACCAAUCCACUGCCUCAUAGGCAGGUAUUAUCGCAUCUGCUGUCGAUGUCGCUACUACUUGCCGAGAAGUUGAAUAACACAAACUUCGGAGAACAACGCAAGAUGAGACGUGAACUGGGCGACAUCUUUCAGCGACUACUGACGGCGACGUUCACCGCACUACCCUCGACGUACGUCACGGAUGUGAACGGAGAAGGCUCGCAAGAUGGCACCUCGAGCAGACAUCGCAGUCUCGAGCAGUCUAUGACACUGGUACCAGCUCUUACUCGUGUCAUUGGCAAGCUGGACCUUAUCCUCGAAACUGGAGAACGCGUAGGCUCAGCUGUCAAGAACAUCACCGAGAGUCUUGUGGCUGUCGCCUUCCAUGCGAGGUCUUUCCCUCGCAACGUGAAUCGCGAAUUGCUGGAAUUACUUCUCCAGCUGAUUCGAAAGGCGCCAACAGCAAAGUCGUGGAAGAAAGAGGUGUCAAACGCUUUCAAUGAUGCGAGACUAUUGUCAUCACCAACAGAACUGGUGCUAGAUGGCUGGUUCCCCGUGUUUCAUCAGUGGACACUACAUGAUAAGGAGAUCAUGGCUGAAGUCAUGUCACGAGUCAUGCCUCCCACGAGUGCUGGCAUCAUGUUCGGCGUAGGAGCGAGCGCAGCAAGGCUUGAAGCAGACCGCAAGACGCAGCUCAACUUGCGCAGAAUAUGCCUACUUCUACUGUCCUCACCAGAAGAUACGCAUGCAUCUCGCCUUCGACCACUUGAGGAGAAGAUCGCGGAGCUGUUUGAUGCCAGUCCAGCAUCGUCACCAUCUUCGACCAUUAGAGCCGAGCUAUUUAUGCUGUGCCGGGCCCUCAUGCUCUCCACCAGUCCUUUGAACCUUGCACCUCUGUGGCCGAUCAUCAACGAUAAGCUACAAGCAGCACUGAUGUCGUUGCUGCCCACAAGUCAAAACAGCAACGACUUCAACAACCUUACGCUUCUCCAAGCCUGCAAGCUGUUGGACCUGCUCAUUUCAAUAUCUCCGGACGAGUUCCAGCUGCACGAAUGGCUCUACAUCACCGACACAAUCGAUGCAGUGUAUCAGCCGGCGGACUGGACGCCGUCUGCCCUGACUGAUAACGUCGCUGAAGCGCUUGGCUCAAGCACGAUGGAGGACAGCAUAGUAGCAACGACCCCCGGAGGCAGCAGCACCAGCAGACGACGCCCGUUGCUGGGUGACAACCUCAAUAUUGACAAGGAGGACAUCAAAGCUUUGCCUAGAGAAGACUUUGCGCGAGCUGUCUUACGGCCAUUCUUGAGCCAGCUGAGCAUUCACGCUUAUGAAGGCGUGUACAGCUUGGAGGUGCCCGAUAUGGCAGCACUGCGGGAUAAUUUGCUGCAGGAUCUACUUGACUUGGGUACUGUGGUCGAGUAG
This is a messenger RNA of Fulvia fulva, 5454 nucleotides long. RefSeq lists its product as uncharacterized. The transcript is spliced from 2 exons. Gene Ontology annotation, biological process: Golgi to endosome transport. Gene Ontology annotation, cellular component: endosome; trans-Golgi network. Lineage: Eukaryota; Fungi; Ascomycota; Dothideomycetes; Mycosphaerellales; Mycosphaerellaceae. Bases 1 to 5454 code for a protein of 1817 amino acids. The record is from RefSeq and is a predicted model, not a curated record.